UUCACGGGUCUCGCACCUGCGCACUGACGCUGUCAAGCGGGAGGCGGCGAACGAGGCCGGUUACCCAGAGUGCCCCGCGGAGCGAACCGGGCCCGGGGGAGGUCUGAAAGAUGGCGACCGUCAGUAAUGUGAUCGGGCGGAGGUUAUAGAGCGGACAUUUGUUUUCUCUCCGGUGGCCGGGCACCGAGGCCGUUUCCCCUCCCCCUUCAUCACCUACCGGAGCUGUUUCCUAACGUAACUGUGCCCGUAUCGGCGGAGCCCCGGGACUACAUGGAGGAUCACCCGGCGGUGGCGGGAAUGGCUGCCUCAGCUAGGCCGCAAAUCGCAGGUCCCGGGCAGAGCCCGACACAGGGAGUCCCCUCAUCAGACACAGGCUGUGAGCUCUCCGCCCGGCCCAUGCAGUACACUAUCCCCGGGAUCCUGCACUACAUCCAGCACGAAUGGGCCCGCUUCGAGAUGGAGAGAGCGCACUGGGAGGUGGAGAGGGCCGAGCUACAGGCACGGAUAGCUUUCCUGCAAGGUGAAAGAAAAGGUCAAGAAAAUCUAAAGAAGGAUUUAGUACGAAGAAUAAAAAUGUUAGAAUACGCUUUGAAGCAAGAAAGGGCAAAAUACCAUAAAUUAAAAUAUGGCACAGAGUUAAAUCAAGGAGAAUUGAAGAUGCCAGCAUUUGAACCAGAAGAAACCAAAGAUUCAGAGAUUCCUGCGGGACCUCAGAAUAGUCAGCUGACGUGGAAGCAAGGACGACAGCUUUUAAGACAGUAUCUUCAAGAGGUUGGGUAUACAGACACAAUAUUAGAUGUUCGGUCACAAAGGGUACGUUCUCUGCUUGGACUUUCAGGCUCUGAGCCAAAUGGCUCUGUUGAAACAAAGAACCUAGAACAGAUACUCAAUGGAGGAGACUCUUCUUCACUGAAACAAAAGGGACAGGAAAACAAAAGGAACUCAGGUGAUGUCCUUGAAACGUUCAACUUCUUAGAAAGUGCAGAUGACAGUGAUGAAGAGGAUGAAGGAGACAUAAUAGAAGACGUCACUGAUGGGACAGACACAAUACGAUUAAACAAAAAACACAAAAUUGGAAAUGAAGGUUUAGCUGCUGAACUUGCUGAAGAUACGGAGGAAGCACUGAAAGAAUUUGACUUCCUUGUGACGGCGGAGGAUGGAGAAGGAGCAGGUGAAGCUAGAAGUUCAGGAGAUGGCACAGAGUGGGACAAGGAUGUCCUGUCCCCAACUGCUGAGAUUUGGGAUGUAGACCAGUCUCUGAUAAAUAAACUGAAGGAGCAGUACACAAAGGAACGCAAGGGAACAAAGGGGGCCAAGCGGGUAAACCGGACGAAAUUGCACGAUAUGAUUGCGGACCUGGGUGAUGAGGAUCUGUCCCACAUCCCGCCAGGCAUCCUGAGUCCGGCCCGGUCACCAACCAGAAUAACAGAUCAUGAAGGUGGGAGGGCAGAGGAAGCUGAGCCUAUAACUUUUCCAUCUGGUAGUGGGAAGUCUUUCAUUAUGGGAUCUGAGGAUGUCCUUGAGAGCGUGUUAGGACUUGGAGACCUUGCAGACCUCACCGUCACCAAUGAGUCCGACUACAGUUAUGAUAUGCCAUCUAAUAAAGAUGCAUUCAGGAAGACCUGGAACCCCAAAUACACUCUAAGAAGUCAUUUUGAUGGUGUCAGAUCCCUGGCAUUUCAUCCUGUUGAACCUGUAUUGGUGACUGCCUCUGAAGACCACACCCUAAAACUGUGGAAUCUGCAGAAAACGGUCCCUGCCAAAAACUUUAGGAGUGCCUCUCUUGAUGUGGAACCAAUCUAUACGUUUAGGGCUCACAUCGGUCCAGUUUUGUCUCUUGUAGUCAGUUCUAAUGGUGAGCACUGUUACAGCGGUGGAUUGGAUGCUACAAUACAGUGGUGGAAAAUGCCAAGUCCCAAUGUAGAUCCAUAUGACACAUACGAUCCUAGUGUUCUUGCUGGCACAUUGGCUGGACACACAGAUGCAGUGUGGGGACUUUCUCACAGUGGAAUUAAAGACAGUCUGCUAUCCUGCUCUGCUGAUGGAACUGUCCGGUUAUGGAACCCACCAGAAAGCAAACCAUGUGUUGGCACAUAUAAUGGUAACAAAGAACAUGGAAUCCCAACCUCUGUAGAUUUCGUUGGCUGUGACCCUGCACAUGCUGUUGCCUCAUUUACCAGUGGUUGCAUCAUAGUCUAUGACUUAGAAACAUCGCAGUCUUUACUGCAGUUAUCUUCACCUACAGAUUCUACUAUCCCAUUUGGUGGCCACAUAAAUAAAAUUGUAAGUCAUCCUACGCUUCCUGUUACCAUUGCUGCAUUUGAGGAUAGACACAUCAAGUUUUUUGACAACAAAUCAGGCAAGACCAUUCAUUCAAUGGUUGCUCACCUGGAUGCCGUUACAAGUCUUGCAGUGGACCCCAAUGGGAUUUACUUGAUGUCUGGAAGCCAUGAUUGUUCUAUUCGCUUGUGGAAUCUGGACAGCAAGACAUGCGUGCAGGAGAUUACAGCCCAUCGCAAGAAGUUGGAUGAGUCCAUUUACGAUGUUGCCUUUCACCCAUCCAAAGCAUUCAUCGCCAGUGCUGGAGCAGAUGCUCUGGCCAAGGUCUUUGUUUGACCCACUAGCCUGACCUUAUCCUUCACUCAAUGCCACAAGUGCAUUCUGGGACGAAAUUUGGACACUUGCGGUAUUUAAACAAAUUCUUACAUCACUGCCAAGAGGAGUUUGCUUUCAUGCUGACACUACAAGACACAGCUCCCUCUGCAGGACAGAAAGAUACUGGUUACAGAGCGGCGGGCACUACCCUCCCUUUUUUUUCUCAUUUAUCAGGAUUGCUCUGUGCAGGGCUUUAAUUACUGUAAUUUAAUAUUUCCUCUUACCACAGUAACCAGUAUUCACAGCCCCUGCAUAGGGUGUCUGUCCUUUAUUAUAUAUAAUAUAAAUAUGUUUUUUUUCUUCUACAGUCCAUAGAGAAUAAAACAAACUUUAAUUUAAUUUUAAUUAUUUUGGCCUUGUGCCAUUUUAAUUCAGGCUCCGGAUGCGCAUUUAUUGUGACUCGGAAGCUCAUCUAACAUGGGGGCUAUGGAGCUGCUUAUCAACUUUUUGACAUACCCCCUUUAAUGAAUUUGUUUGCCUGUCCAGAUACAGUUACAAUGCAAUAGCAAUCUCAAGCGGUUUUAAUACUUGCAAUCAUAUUUUCAAUGGAACAGUAAAGGACUUGUGAUGAGCCAGUUCCACACGAAGCAAACCCUGUGUAAACUGCAGAUUCUCGUUGGCUUACUUUCUCAUUUGUGUGUAGGUAAUUACUCACAGAGCUGGCAUUGUUUGACUCUGUGCCUGGCAGCCAAUGAAGGGACUUCAAUUUUUUUUUGACACUUUUUUUAAUUUAUUAUUACCUGGCAACAGACGCUAGUGUGUAACUAUAUAUUUUUAGCAUUAAUACAAUCACAAGUUUUUUUUUUUUCCUUUUCUUUAUUUUUUUUUACCUGUCACAUAAUUGCAGUGUUUUUUUAUCAGGCUAUUACGCCUGAAGGUGAAUGCAUUUUGCAGCUUUUUUUUUUUAUAAAUAGUGCUGCCCCGCUAUCUGCAUAAGGGGAUUUAUCUUGCAAAUAGAUAAUCAUCUGUUUUACCCUGCAUCCCUUUAUACAGCCAGAAGUCAGUGACGCUGCCAGGAAGCCUGGCGUUAGAGAGGAUAACAUAUCUGAGUGACUACAGACUAACAACUAGUUAUUUUGGCUUUUUACAUUUUUUUCGUUUGUUUUUGUUUCUGUAAGAGGGGUUUCAUAUGUUCUGCCCAAUGCACCUCUACCCCUUUUUUUAACAAUUGCAGCAUUCUAUCACUGUGUGAUAUUUUGUAUGUUUACUUUAUUUACGAGUUAAUUUAUCCGAAUGUUUCCCAGGUAAGUUACAGUGGCUUAUUGUUAUUUAUUUCAGCUUUAUAUUCUUUUUUUUUUUUUUUUUCAUGUGACACAGGAAUUUUAUUAUUUUUGGGACAAUUAACUGAGGACAUCUGAGGGACAGAACAAUGUUAUAAGAAAGGAUGAUUUAAAUUGGAGAUUUGUUUCAAUUUGAAAGACGGUCAUGGAGGUAAAAUCUAUGCCUGCAAAAGACAGGAUUGUUUGCAGGCAAAAAUUUUGCUUCUUAAGCAUUACUGAGCUUAUACGGCUUGCUCCCUGACCCCCCCCCCCAUAUACUUAAUACCCUGUACCUGCCCUUCAUAGCGGUGUGAUCGCAGGGUUCUUUUUGCAUUUUUCAUACCUUCGGGAUUCGCUUUUUUCCCAUAUUUUUUUUUCAGACAUUUAGCUUCUGUUGUUGACGGAAGAUUUUACGUUGUUUUAUGCAUGACUGAGAUAAUUUCACAUUUUUUCUAGUCUUCCACAAAGAAAAAAAAAAAACCUGAUCAGUUUGCAAGUUUUGUAAGGUUUUCAUUUUACAGACUGCAAAUCGGCUAAUUUUUAAGAUUGUACCACAAAAAAUGCAGAAGUACAGUUGUUGAAAAAUAAUGUAUAUAAAAUGCAUAUAAUAAAUAUUAAAUGGUGUACCUGUAUACAUUAACUUGCAUUGAUUGAAACGUCCAACUAACAUCAUAACAGGUAUCAAGAUAUUUUUGUAAAUAAUUUCUAUAUUUGUUUAAUAUGAAUAGUCUCUUUAGGGAGACGAUUAAAAUUGUGUAUUUAUGGUAACACAACUUUAAGUAACCUAGCGUAGUUUUCUGUUUUAUAUAGAUGAAAUUAUACAUAAAUUCUAUAUUUUUAUUUUAUUCUUGAAAUAAAUUCCUGCAUGUAAUGACAGUCCUCAAUCCUUUUUCCUUAAGAGUCACUAAUACCUUUCCCAUUUUUAAUGGAUCGAAUAAGGAAUAAAAUGUUUUAAUGUGCA
Rana temporaria (common frog) is the source of this 4875-nucleotide messenger RNA. RefSeq names its product striatin 3 (gene STRN3). Lineage: Eukaryota; Metazoa; Chordata; Amphibia; Anura; Ranidae. The coding region runs from base 271 to 2616 and encodes 781 amino acids. Gene Ontology annotation, molecular function: armadillo repeat domain binding; protein phosphatase 2A binding; calmodulin binding. Gene Ontology annotation, cellular component: dendrite. The record is from RefSeq and is a predicted model, not a curated record. The transcript is spliced from 18 exons.